Messenger RNA from Rhea pennata, 3288 nucleotides. RefSeq names its product bromodomain containing 3 (gene BRD3). Gene Ontology annotation, cellular component: chromatin; nucleus. The transcript is spliced from 12 exons. NCBI's taxonomy places the organism in Eukaryota, Metazoa, Chordata, Aves, Rheiformes, Rheidae. Gene Ontology annotation, biological process: regulation of DNA-templated transcription; chromatin remodeling. The coding region runs from base 184 to 2352 and encodes 722 amino acids. The record is from RefSeq and is a predicted model, not a curated record.
GGAUAAAAAGAAGAGCAACUGGAGGGACUAUAAGGCAAACGUUGCUGGAGCUGCCGGGGCAAAGUUGCAUGGUUGGACCCUGGAAAUGGGAUGCCAGUCCCAUUUGGGGAGCAUAAAGGAAGAAAGAAAAUCUCCUAGCUGUUGCUGCCACCGUGACAGCGAGUGAGAGGCAGAGGCAGGAAAAUGUCGACAGUCACAUCAGCCAUCCAGGCUCCUCAGGGCCCUGUGAAUCCACCGCCUCCAGAGGUCACUAAUCCUAAUAAGCCUGGGCGGAAGACCAACCAAUUGCAAUAUAUGCAAAAUGUUGUGGUAAAGACCUUGUGGAAGCAUCAGUUUGCUUGGCCUUUCUACCAACCAGUUGAUGCAAUUAAAUUGAAUUUACCAGAUUAUCACAAAAUAAUAAAAAACCCCAUGGACAUGGGGACGAUCAAGAAGCGCCUGGAACAUAACUAUUAUUGGAGUGCCAGUGAAUGUAUGCAGGAUUUCAACACCAUGUUUACAAAUUGUUACAUUUACAACAAGCCUACAGAUGACAUCGUCCUCAUGGCCCAAGCCCUGGAGAAGAUAUUUCUGCAGAAGGUUGCCCAGAUGCCUCAGGAGGAAGUUGAAUUAUUACCCCCAGUUCCUAAAGGCAAAGGUCGCAAGCCAUCAGCAGGUGCACAGAGUGCAGGAACGCAGCAAGCAGUGGCCGUGUCUUCCGUCUCCCCGCCGGCCCCGUUCCAGAAUGUCCCUCCAGCCGUGUCUCAGACGCCCGUCAUUGCUGCCACCCCUGUGCCAACCAUCACUGCUAAUGUACCGCCUGUCACUGCCCCUCCUGCCGCUGCUCCCCCUCCGCCUCCUGCUCCGAUAAUGCCCGUGGUUCCUCCUACGCCACCGGUAGUCAAGAAAAAGGGAGUGAAGCGAAAAGCGGACACAACCACCCCCACCACCUCUGCGAUCACUGCCAGCCGAAGCGAGUCGCCCACCCUCCUCUCAGACCCCAAGCAGGCCAAAAUCAUCGCUCGACGGGAGAGCGGUGGCCGACCCAUCAAACCACCAAAGAAAGACCUUGAAGAUGGAGAGGUCCCCCAGCAUGCAGGGAAGAAGGGCAAACUCUCUGAGCACCUCAAGUACUGUGACAGCAUUCUCAAGGAGAUGCUCUCAAAAAAGCAUGCAGCCUAUGCAUGGCCCUUUUAUAAGCCUGUUGAUGCAGAGGCCUUGGAAUUACAUGACUAUCAUGAUAUUAUCAAACACCCCAUGGAUCUCAGUACUGUUAAAAAAAAAAUGGACAGUCGAGAAUACCAGGAUGCACAAGGUUUUGCAGCAGAUAUUCGGUUAAUGUUCUCUAAUUGUUACAAGUACAAUCCUCCAGACCACGAAGUGGUAGCCAUGGCCAGGAAGCUCCAGGAUGUCUUUGAGAUGAGGUUUGCAAAGAUGCCUGAUGAGCCUGCAGAGGCCCCACCUCCACCUCCCCCAACAGCACCAGUGGUAAGCAAAAGCACAGAGAGCAGUCACAGCAGUGAGGAAAGCUCCUCUGACUCGGAUAGCUCUGACUCGGAAGAAGAGCGGGCGACUCGGCUAGCAGAGCUUCAGGAGCAGCUAAAAGCUGUCCAUGAGCAGCUAGCUGCAUUGUCACAAGCGCCAGUGAACAAACCAAAGAAAAAAAAAGAGAAGAAAGAAAAAGAGAAGAAAAAGAAAGACAAAGAGAAAGAAAAAGAGAAGCACAAAGUAAAAGCUGAGGAGGAGAAGAAACCCAAGGUGGCUCAGCCACCGAAACAAACCCAGCAGAAGAAAGCCCCAGCUAAAAAAGCAAACAGCACGACCACAGCUAACAGGCAGCCCAAGAAAGGAGGCAAACAGGCAUCUGCAACCUAUGAUUCCGACGAGGAGGAGGAAGGUCUGCCUAUGACCUAUGAUGAGAAACGACAGCUCAGCUUGGACAUCAACCGCCUGCCAGGGGAGAAGCUGGGCAGGGUCGUGCACAUCAUCCAGUCGCGGGAACCUUCCCUAAGGGACUCCAACCCCGACGAGAUAGAAAUAGAUUUUGAAACAUUGAAGCCCACAACUUUACGAGAACUGGAGAGAUACGUGAAAUCUUGUUUACAGAAAAAACAAAGGAAACCAUUUUCUGCAAGUGGAAAAAAACAAGCAGCAAAGUCUAAAGAAGAGUUAGCUCAGGAAAAGAAGAAAGAACUAGAAAAACGGUUACAGGAUGUCAGCGGGCAGCUAAACAACAACAAGAAACCUGCGAAGAAAGAGAAAUCCGGCUCCGCUCCGUCCGGAGGCCCCUCCCGGCUCAGCAGCAGCAGCUCCUCGGAGUCGGGGAGCAGCAGCUCCAGCGGCUCCAGUUCGGACAGCAGCGAUUCGGAGUGACUUACGGACACUUACAGACAAAACACAAAACGGACAUCACCCUCACCAGUACUCUGCAGAGUUCCCUUCUCGCGUUAAUAUACCGCUCUUGUUCCACGGUGGUCAGGUUUCUUUCUCUUUUUUUCUCUCUUUCUCACUCUGAUUUUUAUUUUAUUUUUUAAUUCAGUGUUAUAAAAAGGAUCUUCCAUUUUUUUUGGGGGGGUGCUUUUAAUAGGUCAAAGAUCUUUGCGUGUGCGUGAGUGUGACUAGACUUUAUGACAAAUAGUUCCCUUUGCAUAAAGUCUCUAAAAUACAUUUUUACUGAAGAAGGUGGGAAAUGGAAGAACUUUGAGCUCUUAGCAAGAGAUCACUAGAAAGUCCUGUGAGGUUUGUAGUACGCUUCCCUCGCACCCCUUCCCCUCUCUCCCCAAACCUUCCCUUUUAAUAAGCCCACUUAGCUCACACAAGGAAAAAAAUCUUUUUUUUUUUUUUUUGUAAAGAAAUCUCUGUAAAAUGGUACUGUAUCUGAAAGAUGUUAGCUUUUGAACCUAGUUGGUGUGUGUGUUAUUAGCACUAGUAUUCUUAAUCUCGAAGUCUACAGUGUGAUGGAAAUGUCAGAUGCUACCAUCUUUUUACAUAAAAACAAAAAAGAAAAAAAAAUCUCAUGUACUGUGGAUUGUUAACAUGUAUUUUUUGCUUUUUCUUUAAUCUUGGUAAGGGCAUAGGUACCUAUUCAGGAAGGUAUUUAAGCAUGAGCUUAACUUUAAACACGUGAGCAAUAGGAGUGGUUGCUUUUUUUUGUUUGUUUUUCUGCUCAAUGUUUUAAUUUUUCUUGGGGAAACACUGGGAAGAGAAGGGAGCAAGAGACACUCGCAGGUUUCCUGGAAUUGUUAUUUUUAACAAAAAAUUUUGUUUAAAAUUCUUACAGGAAAAAGACACUGUGAAAGUUAUGAAAGC